Molecule: messenger RNA, 1408 nt
Organism: Rotaria sordida
Lineage: Eukaryota; Metazoa; Rotifera; Eurotatoria; Philodinida; Philodinidae
Source: the annotation of a GenBank genome assembly
UUUCACCGGAUCAGGCGGUUUCCCGCCGUACAUCUUGGACCUGGGCAUAUAUCAUGUGGCUUGCGUACACGUCAACAUCUCUGGAUCGCCGAGUUGCGGAACAGUUUGGAAAUACACUCUUCAUUAUUAGUCUCAAUCAAGGAUUAGGUAACUAUGUAUCUGGCAUAUCGUCUCUUUCUCAUUAUCCGCACGAGCAAGAAAUGCUGUUAGCAUGCGGAUACCGUCUCAAAGUGGAUAAAGUUGAACGUGACUCAAGGAAUGCAAAAUAUUUAAUUCAUCUAUCGGAUCACGGCUGGUUAAUGAAUUAAUAGUAGCUGACCGCUCGCUACUCAUUGUAAUAAACCUAGUAUUCAUUUUGCUGUUUCCGAUCUAUCAUUCAAAAGGAAGCAUCCAUGAAGGACGGGUGUGGGUGUGGGUGUGACAACAAUAAACACUCAUCCAUACCCAUACCUGUACAUCCACACCUACACCCUCAAAGAAAUAAUUUAUGGCUGUGUUAUGUGAAAAUUUAAAGAAAACAAAAACUCUCUUAUUUUGACACUAUAGGACUUUGUUGAGAAAACUUUUGAACAUAAGAAAAAGACAAAGCUUCAAUUCUAAUAAAACAAAUAGUUGUAUUUAUCAAUAUAACUGAGCAUGAUAACAUAUAUAUUCAAGUGAACUGUAUUGUAUGGGUUUAGAUGCAGAGAAAGUUCACACCAACACUCUCAACAUUUAAAAAAAAACAAUUUGAAUCACGGUAAAUUAAAAAGAAUCUAUCGAAUAAAAUAAAUUCAGGUUAACUUAACUAUUAAUAACAUUUGUGCUUUGAUGGACAAAAAGAAGGAUAUUCGAAACAUGUCUGUUAUCGUGCAUGCUUAUCAUAGAAAUCGGCACUAAUAGAUUUAUUUGUAUAUAAAGUGAGCAUUAAUAUUCAACAAAAAGUUGAUGAAAUGCGUUUAAUAGAUACAUGAAAAGAUGAACGAGAAUGAUCUAUUACAAUUAAAUCAAUAUAUGAUUAAUUCAUUCGUUUUUUGUUUAACAUUAAAUAUUUUGAACUUUUAGAGAUAUUUCACAUUAUUAUGAAUUAUCUGCUAAAGAUUGAGAAUUUAUUAAACAAGCACAUAAAAUAGAUAUAUCUUAUUAUUUAAUUAAUCUUAUUGAUUCACCAAAUCAUACAAGUUUUUCAUGAAAAGUUACUGAUGGUGCUCUUGAUGUUGUUGAUUGUGUUUCAGGUAUUAUUAAGUUAAAUUUUGGAAAAAAAAACAAAGAAGUCUUUGUACAAAUUGAAAUUGUUCUUGGUCAACCUAUUGCUGAUCGUAUUAUAUCAAUAUUAUUCAUAUAUAGAAUACAUCGUAAUUUACUUGAAUUAUCAAUUCAACAAGAAGAUCUUUUUCAAACAUUUCAACGUAUUAUUCAAAAAUGUUAA